AUAUCAUAUCAACGAUACGGCCAUAAUCUACGUAGUGAAAUGAAGCACUAUACUAGUACAUAUUCAUAAAAAAUAUCUUAUCAUAUUCAAAUUUUAUCCAACACAAUUACGUCAUUAAAAUUAAAGCAAGAAAGUAAUUACCAUCAAUGAAAGUAUGAAACCUUUUUCUUUAAUGUUGGCGUCAAUCAAUUCUUGCUUCUCAUGCCUUAUCUUCUGCUAAAGAGUUUCACCAAAAAGCAUAACUUGGGCCAUUUGUUGUGACAUCAAUCACGUUAUUACUCUUCUUUUCCUAUGCCUUUACAUAUGAGAGUAGCGGCCAUAACAUAACUUGCAAGUUUUUGUCAUUCCAUAGUCUGAAGAAGCAACAUGUUGUGACAAUCUCAACAAUUCAAUCUGUUCCGACUAAAAUAAAAUGAACAAGUACAGACAAAAGUAAAGAGUAAAAAGGAAGAGAGAAUCACACAUAUCAUUUAUAGUGAUUCGACCGUAGUCUACGUCCACUUUCGAAUCAAAGAGCAGGAGCAAAUCUUAUUAGGCUACACAACAGGAUAUGAAGAAGAAAGAUCAGAUGACACGACAAGUUUUUUGUUUUGGUUAAUUGAAGGGAAGAUUAUGCUCCUCUGAUCUCAUUCUCCAGAUUUUACUUCAAUCCUCCAAAUUUGUGUUAACUUUUUUUGUGUAAUGUGGGCCUGAAAUCUCAUAAACUUCUCUAUUUAUUCCCAAAUUCCCACCCCAUUUCUCUUCAAUUCUCUCUGUCCCACACCUCCAGCCAAAGCUUCCAACAAACAGCAACUUAUGCUAUCACAUUAUUGCUCUAAUUUCAUGGCUGCUUUUCUUUUCUUCCUCGUUUUUGUUCUUGCAGUGUCCUCUAGUAGCACUACUGCUCAGGGUCCACCCUUCCCUGGCUACUACCCCAGUUCCUCUGUUCAAUCUAAUGGCUUUACUCGGUAUUUUAGAAACCUCUGGGGUCCUCAGCACCAAAGGCUCGAUGACCAAGGCACCUUAACCAUUUGGCUCGACAGUACUUCAGGUAGUGGGUUUAAAUCCCUGCACUCGUACCGAUCCGGUUAUUUUGGUGUUGCUGUAAAACUCCAAUCUGGCUACACUGCAGGAGUUCUCACAUCAUUCUACCUUUCGAACAACCAAUAUUUCCCCGGAAACCACGACGAAAUCGACAUCGAAUUCCUCGGAACAACGCCAGGGAAGCCGUACACCCUGCAAACAAACGUCUUCAUCAGAGGAAGUGGAGAUGGAAACAUUAUCGGAAGAGAAAUGAAGUUCCAUCUCUGGUUUGAUCCCACACAGAAUUUCCACCAUUACGCCAUUCAAUGGACUCCAUCAGAUAUCAUAUUUUUGGUAGACAACGUGCCGAUUCGAAGGUAUAUAAGAAGGAACGACGCGACAUUCCCAAUAAGGCCAAUGUGGGUUUACGGUUCUAUAUGGGAUGCUUCCCAAUGGGCGACAGAGGAUGGGAAAUACAAGGCAGAUUAUCACUACCAGCCGUUCGUGUCCAAGUACCGGGACUUCAAAAUAAACGGUUGCACGGCGGAGGCGGGGGAGUCUUGCCGGCCAGGCUCCGGGGGGUUGAGCGAACAACAAUAUAAAGCAAUGGAGUGGGUGCAGAGGAAUUACUUGGUGUAUGAUUAUUGCAAUGAUCCAAAGAGAGACCACACGCUGAUUCCUGAAUGUUAAACCCCGACAAGAAUUGGUCAACAUUUUAAAUAACUUUAAAUUUCAAAAAGAUUAUAUAUAUAAAAAGAGAGUGAGAGAAAAAAAAAAAAAAAAAAGGUUUGAUGUGAGGUCUUGUGAUGGGUCCAGCUUGAUGAAAAAGGUUUGGGAAUUACAAUAGUACGUGUGCGUCCAAGUCCCCACGAAGAUUCGAAGUUUGUUGAAGGUUUUAUUAUUUCUAAAAAAAUAUAUUUUAUAUUUAUAUAAAGUGAAGCAAAAUGUGAUGAUUGUUUUUUUUUUUUUUUUUUUUUUCUUUUUUGAAAUUAAAAAUAAUAAUAAUAUGAUUGUUAUGCAAGAUUAUAAAGGGAAAGUA
Molecule: messenger RNA, 2041 nt
Organism: Benincasa hispida (wax gourd)
Lineage: Eukaryota; Viridiplantae; Streptophyta; Magnoliopsida; Cucurbitales; Cucurbitaceae
Product: xyloglucan endotransglucosylase/hydrolase protein 31-like
Biological process (GO): cell wall biogenesis; xyloglucan metabolic process
Cellular component (GO): cell wall; apoplast
Molecular function (GO): hydrolase activity, hydrolyzing O-glycosyl compounds; xyloglucan:xyloglucosyl transferase activity
Source: RefSeq, a predicted model, not a curated record